This is a messenger RNA of Branchiostoma floridae (Florida lancelet), 1364 nucleotides long. RefSeq lists its product as uncharacterized. The record is from RefSeq and is a predicted model, not a curated record. The coding region runs from base 1 to 1338 and encodes 445 amino acids. Gene Ontology annotation, molecular function: protein binding. NCBI's taxonomy places the organism in Eukaryota, Metazoa, Chordata, Leptocardii, Amphioxiformes, Branchiostomatidae. The transcript is spliced from 4 exons.
AUGUCAGUAGCAGCAGCUCUAGAGAAAGGGAACUAUCGACACCUGGACCUCCUGGUGCGGGCCGGGUUCAACGUGGACACCGCCACAGAGCGCGGACAGACCCCGCUCAUUCUCUGCUGCUAUAUCGAGGACGAGUCCAGAGGACAGCACUGCGCACACCUGCUCCUGAGUCGUGGGGCGAACGUGGGGCUAGCCGACCCGUCCGGACGGAACGCACUCAUGCACGCCUGUCUUACCGGGAGGCGCCGCCUGGUGGAGCUGUAUAUACAGCCUGAGUGUGUCGACUUUGACCUGAACGCCAAGGACAAGGACGGCAACACUGCAUUACACCAUGCAGUUUUGUCAGGUAAUCCCGACAUCGUGCGGUCAAUGACCCGUGCCCUCGGCAAGUUCCACCUGGGAACGAGUGAGCCCAACACCCUGGGACUGACGCCGUACGGCCUGGGCCGCAAGCUUGGCUUCCAGGAGUGCUGUCACGUGCUUUCUGAAGGCCGGCGAUCAACGCCUCCCACCCAUCUGAACAUGCACAACCUUCGCCUCCCAACUCCGACAGCCCACGAAGUCGAUGUCGUCACCCGGGAUCGCCACAUACCUACGGAGAUGUCCCACCGAUCACUUCAGCCGCUGUCGGCAAUGUCCGUCGCCACUCGUGUGCAUCUCUCAACGCCAGGUGAGCCUGCUAGCCGCGCCGUCUUGCGGGAGGAAGAAGACCUGCAGAAAACUCGCGGGCGGCUGACGUCGUGGAAGAUGCUGGAACAGCUCCACCCCAUCAGGUCCGUCGUUCUGUCCAAGUCCUACAGGAAGCCGGCUGUCCCUCCCCCACCGCCGAGCCCGAUGUCAGAGCGGGGCAGAGUCAAGCGUAAGCCCUCCCGUAGGAGCACGACCUCCUCCCAAUCCUCGCGCAAGUCGGGCUCGGGGUCUCCCUUCUGGAGGACGGCCCGCGAGUCGCCACGCGGCGGUAAGAAAGGAUCGCGGUCACCUUCAAGAACCGCCGUCGCGUCGCCUCUGCUGUCGCCAAAAAAUUCGUUCGGCGGCUCCCGAUCCCAGUCCCCCACCCGCGGGAAUUCUUCAGCCAAGGCAGGGGCGAACAGAGCACCGAUCCGAACUGAGGAGUCCGGGAAAACCAACCAGCCUAAGCUGUCCAGCCCACAACAGUCGCUGCUUACAAAAGCAGAUGUUUCACCGGAGACGGGAUCAACGGACAAAAAUCCCGCGGGAGACAAAUCUGUCGUGACCCGCAGUGGAGCAUUCGAGCUCAUCCGGACAUCUUCUGUCUCCAAGGGGGACAAAGUGGCCACAAUCUUCGAUACAAUGACAGAGCCUACCCCAACCCAUUGAGAACCAUUAUCAUCGAUAUCUCUUUC